Messenger RNA from Danio rerio (zebrafish), 2518 nucleotides. NCBI's taxonomy places the organism in Eukaryota, Metazoa, Chordata, Actinopteri, Cypriniformes, Danionidae. The record is from RefSeq and is a predicted model, not a curated record.
ACAACGCUUCAGCUGUCUAAAAAUUCAGUUUCCAGAAGUGGCUUUCGUGUCGGAUCGUGAUCCGGUUGCGCCUCCAGUGAAGGGAGGAGUGGUUAUCAGUUUCUCCAGUGAAGGGAGGAGCUGCCACCGCACAAAAAUGCAGCAUUUCACCAGUCCAUGUGCAAUAUUCGGGUAAAACUGAUUUAUUUGCUAAAACACUAAUCUGGAGCGUGUCCCCCAGUUAGUGUGAUCCAUGCGUUAUUGGAUCUUCUCGGCCUGGGUUAGGCGAACAAACGCGAGGAGCACCAGUGUCGCCAAAUAUGAUGGCAUCUCUGUGGUAGGAUGAGAAGUCCAGUGCCGCGCUUCAGGGACGUCGAGAGGCAGGCCAGUGGCCUUCAGCCCCCACAGUGUCUUCCUUCCUGUCAUGAGCGUCAGAGCAGCAUGUGGUUCAUCAAAGACGCCUGUGGUAUCGUGUGUGCGAUCAUCACCUGGUUUCUCGUCUUCUUCGCUGAGUUCGUUGUGCUGUUCGUCAUGCUGAUUCCAUCCAAAAACCUCACAUACAGCCUGGUGAACGGCACCCUGUUCAACAGCCUGGCCUUCCUCGCCUUGGCCUCGCAUUUCAGAGCCAUGUGCACCGACCCUGGAGCUGUGCCAAAGGGCAAUGCCACCAAGGAGUACAUCGAGAGUUUGCAGCUGAAGCCAGGCCAGGUGGUUUACAAAUGUCCCAAGUGCUGCAGUAUUAAGCCGGAUAGAGCUCACCACUGCAGUGUUUGUAAGCGCUGUAUACGCAAGAUGGAUCAUCAUUGCCCUUGGGUUAACAAUUGUGUCGGGGAAAAUAACCAGAAGUACUUUGUGCUUUUCACAAUGUACAUUUGCCUGAUCUCCCUGCAUUCCUUGGUCAUGGUGGUUUUUCAUUUCCUCAACUGCUUUGAAGAUGACUGGACAAAGUGCAGUACCUUCUCCCCUCCUGCCACCGUCAUCCUCCUCAUCCUCCUGUGCUUUGAGGGCCUCCUCUUCCUCAUCUUCACCUCUGUGAUGUUUGGCACCCAAGUCCAUUCCAUCUGCACAGAUGAGACGGGUAUAGAGCAGUUGAAAAAGGAAGAGAGAAGAUGGGCUAAAAAAACAAAAUGGAUGAACAUGAAGGCGGUAUUCGGACACCCCUUCUCGAUAGCAUGGUUUAGCCCGUUUUCUACACCCGACCACGGAAAAGCCGACCCCUACCAGUAUGUGGUCUGAGCUCAGGAAGCUUUUAAGCUAGAGACUCAUGUGCACUUGGACUGCGCUUAUAAACAGCGUCUUUUCCCUUCUUUAUCCUGAUUUGACCAGAGCAUUCGCCAGUGAGACUAAAUCACCUUUAUUAUCUUGUUUAGUUUUUUUUUUUUUUUUUCAGCGAACUACUCAUUUAUUUUCAAACAUUUGUAUGCUCAUAUUUAUUUCAAGUACAGCCAUGAAGUGGAAGCUUUAUCAUGUCCUAAUCUCUGCUGAGCUACACGGAAAUGAAGACGGAUGAUGCACAGAUAAUACACAUGCGUUUAUGCUAAUAUAAUCACUGCUGUAAUCUCAGAAUGUCGCCCUAAAUGAUAAGCUACUGUCUUAAAGUACUUUUAAAGGGGUCUUAUUAUGCCAUUUACAUUCCCAAACGCACAUUAGCUAUAAAAAAGAUCCAUAAAGUCCACAUUCUUAAAAAGAGCCAUUAUAUCAAUAAGCAGCGUUUCUGAACUCCUUUCUAAUGCCUCCAAUGUAGUCAUGCGGGGUUGUUGUUUUUUUUACUCGUAAACAUUAGACUAUUUAGAUGUAUGUCUGAGAGACACAGUUUUACCAAUCUAGUAAACUGAUGCAUAACCCGUGUCCAUGCAUUACUAAUAUUAUGUCAGCUUGUGUAUUUGUGAGUGCUUAUAAGCUUGUAUGUAUUAGAGACAUUCCAAAAUGAUCAAUAUCAUACAUCAUGAUCGUUAUAUACUGUUUAUAAUGUGUGGCCGUGUGUAGUAUAAAUGAAAUUUGAAGAUACUACAUGUGCCAUGUUUUCACUGUGACGUGACUUUACACUGUCAUUUGCAUUGCUCUACUUCCGUUUACAAAUCCUGGCAUGUAGCAUAAAAGUGGGCAUUUUAAAGGCUUUAAAACAUAAGCAGCUCCAUCCUCUUCUGGAAAUGUGUCAUGAAGCAGCUGCUAAUUUGGAUUUAAAGUCUGUGUGAAAUCAACAUUUACAAUGUUUUAUUUUGCUAGCGCACAUUGCUAUUCUUUAGGUAAACAAUUAAUCAGUGCAAGUUAAUUUUGCUUUUACUUCUGGAGUGACAGUUCUUCACUUUUGAGGUCAGUUUGACAGCUUCUGCCACUGUCCACUUUUUAAAAUCAUGACCUAUUGGUCACAUAUAUAAUACAGUUUCCAGGUCCAAGCCGCUACUAAUUGUAAUUGAGAAAAUAUUUGUUUAUGACCACUUUUCAGUCAUAUCAUACAUUUAAAGUGAAUUUUAUUUUAAAAAUCAUGGUAUACACGUGAUAUAUUGCAAUGGUGAUUUUCGAAAGUAAUACAGUGCAU